This is a messenger RNA of Drosophila rhopaloa, 1232 nucleotides long. RefSeq lists its product as uncharacterized. The transcript is spliced from 5 exons. The record is from RefSeq and is a predicted model, not a curated record. Gene Ontology annotation, cellular component: mitochondrion. Gene Ontology annotation, molecular function: flavin-dependent sulfhydryl oxidase activity; flavin adenine dinucleotide binding. Lineage: Eukaryota; Metazoa; Arthropoda; Insecta; Diptera; Drosophilidae. Bases 2 to 943 code for a protein of 313 amino acids.
UAUGUCACAGAUCAGAUAUAAAACCUGUAAAUGUAGAAGUGUACGGAAAAGUCUUCAAAAAUUGUAUUGUUUUCAAGGCUCAAAAUUUAUCUGGGGCUGCAUCACUCACAAUUGCCAGCUUCCAUCAAUUUCACAUGUGGCAACCAUGCGCAUGCUUUUUAUGAUUUUCACAAUAGCCGAGCGAAGUUUCAAGAUUCUAGAACUGCCCACUGCCACUACGCUCCUCCUGCGACGCCACUGCUACAACUACGGCUACGACUACAGCAGCCCCACACAACUAGAGCUCAGUCGCGAAGCCACUCGUCUGGUAAUCCGCCGCCUGCAGCGCACCGUGCUCCGCCUGAUCCGCGACCCGGACUUUAGCAUGUCCUCCGAGGCGAAUCCCGAGUCUGAGAAGGAUUACCAGGAGUCACCAUUUGCGGCAAAUCGCAAGAGCACCGCCACCGCCGGCAAGCAGGACUCCAACUGCCGCACCUGCAACGACUUCAAGUCGUGGUCGAAGCAGCAGCGCCUGAUCUCCAGCGUUCAGAGCGCCAAGGUGAAGCACAUGGCCGCCGCCGAGAAGCUAACUGUGAACGCCGCCGAGGAUGCCCUGCCCCGCGACGACUGCCCGCUGGACAAGGUACGGCUUGGCAUCUCCACCUGGGGUCUGCUCCACACCAUGGCCGCAUUCUAUUCGGACAACCCCACGGACACAGAGAAGCGCGACAUGAAAACCUUCUUUGAGGUGCUGUCGCGCCUUUAUCCCUGCGAGUUCUGCGCUAAGGACUUCCGCACCGACCUGGACGUCAACCCCAUCAAUGUCAACUCGCAGAAGGAGCUGGCCAUGUGGCUGUGCAAGUUCCACAACCGGGUUAACGACAAGCUCGGCAAGCCGCUUUUUGACUGCAGCAAGGUGAAUGAGAGAUGGCGUGACGGCUGGCUGGACGGCUCCUGCGACUAAGCGCCCCAGCCACAUCUCGCCGAGAUUCUCGGGUCCCGCCCGGUGCUGCCAUGUUGACCAGACUUGUCCCACAUAUUGCUCGGCAUGCCCAUCACAACCACGGAACUCCUGCUCGGCGGAAAUCCGCUGCCUAAACUGAGUGCCCUGUGCCCCGUUCCUGGCCAGAGCCACCCCAUCGGUCGGGACCUGCGUCGGCUUGACAUAAAAUUGAGUUAUAUUGUAAUCGAAGGUCCCUUGUUAAAUGGUUUGCUGGCUAUGAACUCUCAGAGAAUACACACAUUUUGUUGAA